Lepisosteus oculatus (spotted gar) is the source of this 7514-nucleotide messenger RNA. Lineage: Eukaryota; Metazoa; Chordata; Actinopteri; Semionotiformes; Lepisosteidae. The record is from RefSeq and is a predicted model, not a curated record.
GCAGGUUGCUAGCUAAGGAAUACCAAACAAAGCGCUCCCGGAGCCCCACCCCCGCGCUGGAUUUCCUCCAGCAGGCUAGGUUGCUCCCUCUGUCGCUCGGCUGGGGUUGGCUGGACCGAGCCAAACAGAGCUGGGCGCAGCCCUCCCUCUCUCCGCCCGGAUACCGCGGACGGCAAAACUUCUCACCCCUCCCUCUGCUCCCCUGUCGCGCUGCGGAGGAGCAGGGGAUUCCUGAUCACGACGCGUUUACUCCGGUUGAACUCGCCCGUCCGGUUGGGCACUCGCUGUCUCCUCCUCCUCCUCCUCCGUGCCCGGGAUCCCUGCUCGGCGAGGUUUGGUUGAGGCGCCACGCAGCUCCAGAUACGGGGAAGGUGAGGCGGACGGGCAGGUGGGAAGCGCUCCGCUGAAGUUGGCUGCGCUCUGGUCCUUUUCUCCCGGACCGCCAGCGGGGGAGGCGAGGCAAGGAGAGGGGAGGAGAGAGCAGGAAGGGCAGAAAAGUUUCCAGCUGACUCUCGGGAUAAAGCAGAAAGCGGAGGAAAAGCUGCCCGGAUCCCAGUGAGGUGACGCUUCCUUCCUGUUUCCUGUGAUGACAUCACUGCGGUGUUGACUGCCAGGCAGUUGCAGGGCUGUUGAUGCCCCUGGGGGCCCAUGGCAGCUGAGGUGGGAAUGAAGUCGGGGCCCCCCUCUCUGGGGGAGCGUGCGGGGGGGGAUGGGAGACCAGGAGGGGGGGCAGCACGUGCGCACCUGAGCCCCCUCACCGACUCCAGCAAUAAGGUCCCCCCUGAACCCACAUCCAGAUCCCAGGGGAGCCUCAUUCUCCCAGCCGAGCCCGCCAAACCCCUCCCGGGCCCCAAACCCCGGCUCACCCCGAAACCUUUCACUGUGGAUCGGCCCUCUGCCAUCCGCCCCAUCCUGGCCCCCAAACCGAGCGCCAAAUCAGAGGCCCGCCCUGCUCCGGCUAACACCUCAAAACCUAGCCUGGGCGGCGUGACGGGGCCCAGUGCCAAGCCCAGCCCCAACACCCCAAAGCCCAUCUCCACCACUCCAAACGCCACCCCAGAAGUUCCCACUGGAUCGCCAUCCUUUAAACCGAGCCCCACCCCCAAGCCAGACCAGAGCCCUGGGAGCGCGGCACCCUGCACCCCGCCAGCGAGCGUCCAGCCCCAGACGGUGACGGUGAUCGGGACUGCGGACACCCCCGGGGCUGGGCAGGGCCUUCGGGGGUGCCAGUCGGCAGAGUGGGCGGGGCGGACGAGGGCAGAGGCGGAGCCGGAGGAGGGGGGCAGGGCCAGACGGGCAGGAAGUAGCAUCACCAGGGCCAAAUCCAUGGGCUUCCUGAACCGGGCUGAGUCCAGGGGCGCAGAGGACAGGCAGCAGGAGGGGCAGAACCGGGCCCCAGGCCCGGACACCCCCUCACAGCUCCGGUCCCGGGCCAAGCCCAGCAAGCCCAGGCCGGUUUCUGCCAUGUACCCGUCCAGCUCGAAUCAGCCUGACGCCUCCCCAACCAAGGACCCGGGGACGAGACCCUGGGUAGCGGCGCGCAGACCCCUGUCCUCUGACCUCACGGCGAAGUUUGAAUCCAUCGGGCUGUCUCUGCACAGCAAGGCCGGGAGAGCUGUGCACAGCAAGGAGAACAAGCCGGACAGCGCGAAGGAGGAAGAGGAGGAGGAGGAGGAGGAGGAGGAGGAGGAGAAUGCGCCGGCGCCGGCCAGGAGGAGAGAGAGGGUGCUGGAGAGAGGAGCUGAGGGGGUGAGCCCGAGGGACCUGGAGAGAGAGACUGCUGCUCCAGAGACCAAGCCCGUGCCUGAGGAAGCAGAGCCCGGCGAGGAGGGGAAGGAGGAGACACUGCCUCCUACAGGCGGAAGUAUUAAACGGCGAAUCAGCCAGUUGCUGGACUCCUCCUCCUCCCCCUCUUCUGGAGGUGGGGUCAACACUCAGGGGUCAGCCCCACCCCUUGCGGAUGUGGAGCCGACUGUGGGGGUGAAGCAGCGAAUCAAGGAGCUGACAGCAACAGAUACGCCCCCCGGCAGGGCGGAGCCCCAGAGGAGAUCCAUCAAGCCCCGCCCACUGCCCGCGGACCUCACUAGACGGUUUGCUCGGGAGAAUCCGGCUCCCUCUGGGAAUGAGGCGACGAGGAGCCGCUCGGAGAGCGACAGCGACGCCCACAGAAAGGUGGAUGACCUGCCCCCCUCGCCCCUGGGGGACCCCGAGAGGGGAUGGAAAGGAGAGGAGGGGACUGUGGCCGAGGGGGGUGCCCACGAGCCCUGCGCCCUCGCCGCCCCGCCCGCUGCCACGACACCGCGGAGGAGGGAAGAAGAGGACGAGGAGAAGGUGACGGAAGGGCGGCGGGAGUCCGGCAAUGGUGGGGCCCCGAGCCCGAAUUGCCCCUCGUCCCCAGGCGUUCUGACCGUCCGCGCCUCCCUGUUCGAUAACGUGGUGGAGAGGCACACCGUGGGCGAGGCGCGCCCACUCGCCGAGGGAGGAAGAGGAGGAGAGCAUGCCCAGCGGAGCCAGUCUGUCCGUUACGGAGUGCCGGCCCAGGAUGGGGCACGGCAGAGGGGCAUCCUGGCCACGGCUUCAUUCCGGGAAACCCCCACCUUCUCCACGGCCGUGGUCCCGGGGCCGCUGGCGGCGCUGACGAAGGUGGAGCACGUGUAUGACGCUGUCGGCGCCGUGGGGGAGAGGAGGGCGGUGAGCGAGGAGCUGCCCGCGGCCCAGCACGAAGACAGAGCCCUGACCCUGCGCUCGCGGAGGGCCAGCUCCGGAGAGCCCGCCACCCCGCCUGCGCAGGGCAGCAGGUGCCUCCGGGUGGGCGCCUUGCAGAAGUGGCGGACAGACGCCCCCCUGCAGGCGGGGGGUGUCCAGUCCUCUCCAGAUUCCCCCGGAGCAGAGUGGCACAGCAGACGGGCACCAGGAGUCCCAGCAGAGCUGGAACAGAAGGAGGGGGAAUUGGAGAAAGAGAGGGAAGGUGAGCUGGAGAGGCAGAGGGAGUUGGAAUGGGAGAGGCAGAGACAGUUGGAAUUAGAGUGGGAGAGGCAGAAGGAGUUACAGAAGGAGAGACAGGGCAAUCCCACAAUUACCACCACGAUUGAGCAAGGAAAAAGAGGUGAAGGGGAGCCCCGAGCAAUGUUCUUCGCCCUGACUGGCCAGACCAAGGAUAGCCCUCCAGAGGUCCCGAAGAGCGUGACCAGUAGUGCAGGGAUAGAGGUGCUCUACGAUGAUUUUUCUGUGAAGCAGCGUCAGUGGAGCAUACCGAGGUUCUCCUUGCACAGGAGCCCCUCUCUGGAGGCAGCCUUUGGAAAGGCCGAAGAGACAGUGCAGGACCAGGCGCACGCUCUGAGGCAACAGGAAGAGGAAGAGUCGGAGGGUCCUGGGCGGGCCAUGCUCAAACCCAGUGUGCUGGACCUGAACUCCCCCACUAUCGGAGAGCAGAAGGACAGGAGCCCCAGGUGGGAAACACCCGCCCCCAAAGCAGGGGAGUCAUACAGGCUUCCGGUUUUGGACGUCGACUCCUUCCGGGGCAGCUCUGAAGGGGGACCCCAGCUCCUAGCUUCUAGCAGGAGAAUCUGCAACCCUGAAUCUCCCCGCCACCAGCCUAUUCAGGAGGUCUUGCCUGUUGCUGAUAUUCAGAAACCAGGAGGGCACCAACACCAGGAAGAAGGCUCUCACAAACCUGGAACCUACUCGAUGGAUCUGGAUCCUAAAACAGCCAAGCGACACAUUUUGGGGGCCUCCAGCGCUCCCCAAGAAGCCCUGAUCACUGAGAAUCCCCCACAGCAGUCUGGCAUCACAGAACCCAUAUCGUCUCCCUCACAGAAGGCAUUCUGGGAGACUGGAGGGAAGGAGGGGUCAGGAUCCAGAGGAAGAGGAGCAGAGGAGCUUCCCGACCACUGGGGCACUGCACCAUGGCCUUCUGUACUGGAUCAGAAACAGAACCAGAACUGGGCCCAGUUUCCAGAGCCUCUCUCUCAGAGUUCAGCAGCCUCAGUGCCUCAGGACUGGAAAAAGGGGGCAGAUCAGAGAGGUUCCUCUCUCCUGCCCCCACUGCAACCCGAAUCCCAGAGACAGGGGGACACUUUGGAUUCCUGGAGUCUGCACCAGCGCCCCCUGGCCGGUGGUGAGCCCAGUGCCGAGCGCCACACACAGCCACACAGGAGGGAUUCGGCGCGGGCGAAGCCGGGCAGCGUGUCAUGGAAGCCAGCGCCUCCGGAGAGCCCCCUGGAGGGGCCCUUGGCGAGAGCGAGGAGCCGCAGCCGGCACACUGAGGACUGUAGCGCGGGGAGCAGCCGACGCAGCGCUCUCCGUACCUGCCUGUACCUCCGUCUGCUGCUGCUGCGGUUCGUGGCCGUUCCGGGCUGUGGGAGCCCGCUGCCGCCGGGCGCCAUGGACUACCUGGGCGACAAGCUGGCGGUGGCACAGACGCAGAUGUCGCAGUGGGUGGGAACGGUCCGCCGCUCGCUGCACGGCGCCAUCAGCCUGGUCUCCACGGCGAUGGCCCCCGAGCGGGGAGCCGCGGGUGAGCGCUCGUCCUUCAAGCGUGCAGCGUCCCUGCGCAGCUUCGCGUCUCGCAGCCGCGAGUCCAUCCGCAGGUUCUCCCUGCGCAGCCAGCAGCGCCUGUCGCUACGGAAACGCCACGCCAACCCCGACUCCCCCCUUGAAGAGCAGCUGAAGCAGUGUGUCAGCAGGGCACCGGAGGAGGGCAAGGACACAGACACUCUAGUGCCAGAGACAGACAGUCAGUACGGGACCUGGGACACCGGCCUGCGAACCGAGGACAGCCUCACCCCCGCCUCCCCCACAGCUGAAAGCAGCCUGAGCGCAUCACUGCGGAGACACACACCGUCCUCCCCCCUUGACCUCGCAACCCCCAGCGACCCUGACGUCACUGACGGCCUCUCUCUGUCCCUCAGCACCCCAGGCGAGCAGGAAGAGCUCUCGUUCCCCGAGCCGGCCGCCUCUCUCCUGGACUGCAGCGCCAUGAAGGCUCGCGCCCAGCUCAGCAGGAAGAGCCGCCGCUCCCUGCCCUCGCGCCCAGCACGCCGCUGUCCCCUGCCAGCUGGGGCAGAGCGCCUGGGCCCGCUGCCCGAGGACUGGCUCUACAGGGACUCCACAGAGCACAAGCCGGACCCCCCACAGGAGGACUCGGACACGGAGGACCCAGUGAACACAGCCCGGCGCGUGGAGCGCUCUCCUGCCCCCCAGCCCCAGAGGGUCCCCCUCUUUCCUGGGAUGGACCCCUCCGCCCUUAAGGCCCAGCUGAGGAAGAGGACGGACUCGGAUAGCCAGGCCGACACCCCCUCCCCGACCCAGCUCUCCCGCUCUCCAAAGUCGCCCUUCGUUCCCGGAACCAGAGUGCGGCCCCCUUCAGGCAGGAAGGAAAACGGGUCAGAGGAGUCGUCCCCCCAGUGGCUGAAGGAGCUGAAGUCAAAGAAGCGGCUCAGUCAGUACGACAAUGACGCCUAGCGGGUGGCCUUAAAGUGGAGCGCAGGAGGAAGAAGCCUUAACUUUUGGACCUGGAUAUGACCUGUGCGUUCUGCUGCUGCUGAUGCGACUCUUCACUUCCUGCCUGGGUCGCGAAGUGCAUGGUGCCUUUUUGGAGAAAAAAUCUAUAUAUAUAUAUUUUUGUGUUCAAACAGGCUGAAAAACUUGCUGCUGCUUAUUGUUCUUACAGGCAGUUGUUAGAGAGAUUUUAACAAAGAGCCACUUUAGCCUCAGACACCUCAAGGAGGGAGAGCAAGCAGAAGAUGAGCUCACAGGGGAACCAAUUCUUUCCUGCCCUUGUUGCACAUCAGGAAGGGUUAAACUGCCGGAUCAAGGAGCUCUGAGCUUAAAAGUGCUUCUCUUAAGGUAGAAGGAAAUAAAAGCAACUCAGAAGACCAGCGAAGAAAAUGGAUGUAGUUUUUUUAUCAUUAUCAUUUUAAAAUUUUAUAGAUCAGUUUUGGAAGGGGAUCAUAUUGUAUCUUUUUUUAGUGUUUUUUAUCAUUGCGUCCUUCAGGUCCUGAGCCUCGUGUUGCCAUAGAAUGGGGACAGAACUAAUCUCUUCUUUUUUCUUUUUACAAGUCAUAAAUCUUAGAAAGAACAAAACAGUGUUGAAAGAACAAAUACAUAGCUAUAUAUGAUCUAUAUCGACAGUAAUAACGACAGUAAUGAUUAUAAGACAGGUAAAGGCUCUGAUUUUCCUACAGUACCUGCCUCCUGCUAAGAGAGGAGCACUGCCUGUGUUGCCCACUGCUUUUAGGGGCACCCCUGCUCAAUGGGAGUCAUUCGCUCCUAAACUCAAAGCAGAGUUCCCACACUUCCUGAAAAAGCAAGAGAAAACAAUUCCCUAACGGUGCAAUUCCCGGGACAGGCCGUCUUCAUCCAUCUGACUAAUUUGGUUUGGUCAAAAUAAGAACAAUGUCAACUGAGUGUUUUAAUUGUUUUCCCACUCCUGAAUCAAGUCUCAUUAAGAAAAUUAAUGAAAGGUCACUCGAGUCAUCUCGAGCUCCAGGAGCGGUUGUUCUGUCAUCUGGCGAGUUGUUCUGCUCUGUCCCAGAGGAAGUGUGGGAAUCCUGGGAGAAAGCACAGAUCUAGAAGGCAUCGUUCGAAGACUCGUGUCUGUACGAGCUGAGCUGCAGGUCUGAGCGAGAGAGCUGACACAUGAGCAGGGGACUGCGCUGCAGGCCACGGGGCAGGGAGGAUCUGCAGGGCCAAUGAAAAUAUAAGAAUUGAAAUAAGCUUUCACUCUGAAUUCGAACAAACAUAACAGCAAUAAUCUGGUGAUAUUUUGUCUCUCUGUGCACAGAGACUUUGCAUAAACAUGUUUUUCCUUUUGUAAGUGCUGUUGGUGGUGAGGCGGGGCAGGGAGACAAGGAGGUGUGUUCCUCAAUUUGUCCAGACAGGCAACAAUGUUCAGAAAUAACAGUUCUCUUUGUGCAAAGGUUCCCAGGCUGACUGUGGGAACUACUUUUUCACUGUGAUCAGUAGUUAAUGUGUUCAGUGAACAUCAUGGAAGAAGGCCUCACAGUCCGCGUGUGACCACACUGCUUUUCACGGCAGAGGCUCUCUGUGCUGGGAGCUACUGAGUCUGUCUUUGGCUCAAAGCAAGUCUCUGAGCCCAGGCUCUGCAGUGAUCCAGGCACUGGCUCUGCUGCCUCUGCAUGUGUACAGCCCUUCUCUUACAUCACAGGUCUGCCGCCAAUCAGGUGGUGCUUCUCUCUGUAGCCCUGCCCUCCUCCUUAGUGGCUCUUUGAAACCCCGCCUCCCAGCAGGUGACUGUGGGUCGAUGUUGGAAUCAUGAUCAAAUUGAAUCUGAUUGUAAUUUUUAUUUUUUAGUUUCCUUUGACAGUGUAUUUUAACACAUUUAUUCAAGAAACUGAUUUAUUUUUUAUUUCUCUGUGUUCUGAUGUUAGGGUUCUAUUAACUAUCUUGGGGUCGAUCUUUCUCUUUUCUGUAAACUGCAGUCCUGUUUUGCACUCUGGGUCUGUGCCAGUGGUGUCAGAAUGUGGGCGUGUUAAUAAAGUGGAUAUCGGACA